This is a messenger RNA of Brachypodium distachyon (stiff brome), 1056 nucleotides long. Its product is annotated as probable calcium-binding protein CML25/26. Gene Ontology annotation, molecular function: calcium ion binding. The record is from RefSeq and is a predicted model, not a curated record. NCBI's taxonomy places the organism in Eukaryota, Viridiplantae, Streptophyta, Magnoliopsida, Poales, Poaceae. The transcript has a single exon. Bases 171 to 683 code for a protein of 170 amino acids.
UAGUUACCCCUGUACGGAGGGCGUACGGUAGUAUCCCGAUCCUUGCCGUAUAAAUAGCACGCAAAGUCAGCUGGGAAUUUGGGAUCAAUCAGCUUCAGCUCCAACCAACAUUUCUCAUUCACCAGCUAGCAGAGGUUUACAGAGAAGAGGAAGCAGAGAAGAGCUUGUUAAUGGCGGCAGUGGUGGCGCAGCGACAGAAGAAGCAGCAGGCAUCGUCGUCGGUGUCGUUGUUCGCGGCGUUCGACAAGGACGGCGACGGCAAGGUGUCGGCGUCGGAGCUGCGGGGCUGCAUGGCGGCGGCGCUGGGCGAGGACAACGUCUCCUUGGAGGAGGCAGCGGCCGCGCUGGCCGCCGCGGACGCCGACGGCGACGGGCUGCUCGACCCGGCCGAGUUCGCCAGGCUCGGCUUAUUAGGCGCCGGAGCCGAGGAAGACGAUGUGCUCUGCAGGCGGCGGUGCCUGAGGGAGGCCUUCGCCAUGUACGCCGGCGAGAAGGCGGCGGUGAUCACGCCGGCUAGCCUGGGGAGGAUGCUGGGGAAGGUGCUGCCGCCGUCGUCGAGGAAGAAGGAGGAGGAGGUAAUUGCGGUGGAGGAGUGCGUGGCCAUGAUCCGGAGGUUCGAUCUCGACGGCGACGGCGUGCUCUCCUUCGAAGAGUUCGCCGUCAUGAUGACCGCCGAUGGCUAGCUUAGCUAAUUCGAUCGAUCAAUGUGUAAAUUAUAAGCGGGUGUGGGGGCUAAUUAAUUUGUUCAUUAUUUGACACUUUGUUCAUGUGUUUGGAUCAUGGAUGAUCCGUUGAUUUUUGUGUGUUGCGCUUUGGGGUUGAUUUGAUGAUGCUCUCGAGCCUUUGUUUUUUCUUUUUCUUUUUCUCUCUUUUUGUGGAGAUCGAAAAGUGGAGGGUGGCAAUGUUUGAAAUCAAUCAAGUCUUGGAGCUUGUUUUUAGCUAGUGUUGUGAAAUGUAAGGAUGUAAUUUGGUUUUCCCAUUUUUGAACUUUGGCAGUAAAACAUAAUGCACCUCACGUGGAUGAUGGAUCUAGCAAUUUUAAAUGAUCUUUCGUCG